Molossus molossus (Pallas's mastiff bat) is the source of this 1035-nucleotide messenger RNA. Its product is annotated as ribosome biogenesis protein NOP53-like. Gene Ontology annotation, molecular function: 5S rRNA binding. The record is from RefSeq and is a predicted model, not a curated record. NCBI's taxonomy places the organism in Eukaryota, Metazoa, Chordata, Mammalia, Chiroptera, Molossidae. Gene Ontology annotation, biological process: rRNA processing; ribosomal large subunit assembly. Gene Ontology annotation, cellular component: nucleolus.
AUGCGGGGGCUUCCCAACCCUUCCAACAGCUUGGGGAGUAGGGUGGGAGCAAGAUGGCGCAGGAGCCAGGGCGGCGGCUUGAUCUCCGAGGCCCCGAUGAAACACUCCUUCGUGGGCACAGGCUCCAAGGACAGGCAGCUGUACAAGAAGAGGACCAAAGGCCAGAAGAGGCCACUGCUCCUCAAGAAACCACUUCGGGUCGACCUCAUUUUGGAGAACACAUGCGGGAGCCCUGCCCCCAAAGCCGUCCGCGCCCGGCCCCGACGCCCAGGAGCCCGAGCGGAGAGCAGUCGGGACAAGGUGGCCGAGCGGGGCGAGCUGCCCGAGGUGCGCAGGGCGCAGGCCCGGCCGCGCGGCCCUCCUGCGGCCAAAACCGAACCUGGGCCCCAGGACGCCGCGGGGCGGCCCCUCCGCGGUCCCCGGGCCAGAGAUGAGCCCGGAGCGGCGGCUGGUGGCCCGGAUGCGCCUUUCCUGGAGCGGACCGAGAAGGAGCGAAGCGGCCGCGCGUCCCAGGUGCCUGCCGAGCAGGGGACACCCUCCGGAGCCUCCUGCAACCCCACCUUCGAGGCCCCCCAGGCCCUGCUCUGGGAAGCCCACGCGGUCGAGCUGCAGCGGCCGAAGGAGGCGGAGAAGCUGGAGGCGGAAUGUGCAUUUGAGAUGUGCCCGGGCCGCUGGAAGGCAGCUGGGGAGCGGCCAGGCGAGGGCCAGGACGGGGGCCUGAGGUGGCGGAGACCAGGCCCGGGAGGCACACCCGCCCGCCGGGCAGCAGCGUCGGCGAGAAAGGCCGCCCGAUGCUGCGGGCGCCGGCUGCGGCCCCGGGAGCCCCUCAGGCUGCGUGGCAUCCCGGCCCGGGUGGCACAGCGGCGGGCACGACGAGGGCACAGCGGCUGGCCGAGGCCGACGAGCCCCAGGGCUGGGUACCAGGCCCCCGACAUCGACGUGCGGCUCAGCUCAGAGCUGUCUGACUGCCCCGGACCCCGAAGCUUGAGGGCAACGUCCUCGGCGAUCGGUUCAAGAGCUUCUAGAGAAACAUGA